AUGGCCGAUGGUCUGAACCGAGAGUUCGCCUCCCAUUCCAAGAAGCGCCCCCACAAUCUGGUGAUCGGGCGAAUGUACGACUACCACCUGUACGACAUGCUCGAGGUGGGGGUCACGCGCCACGUCAGCAUCCAACAGCUCAAAGGAGGCGGGAAGCUUUCCCCGCAGGUGGGUUUCAAAGAAAGGGGGCCUUUCCUCCCCUUCCCCCAUUUCCCCCUUUCCCCCCUUCCCCCCUUCCCCCCUUCCCCCUUUUCCCCCAUUCACCCUUUCCAAUUCCCCAUUCCCCCCUUACUUCGUUCCCCCCUUUCCCCCCUUUUCCCCCCUUUCCUCCUUUUUCCCUCCUUUCCCCUCUUUCCCCCUUUUCCCCCCUUUCCCCCCUAUCCCUCCUUUCCCCUCUUCCCCUCUUUCCCCCCCUUCCCUCCGUCCCGUUUCCCCUGUUCCCCCUUUCCCCGCUUCCCCCUUUUCCCCAUUCACCCCCUUCCCCCCUCCCCUCCGCUUUUUGCCUUCCACCCUUCCUCCCGUUCUCCCUCACCCCAGGUGGGCUCAAAGCCGUGCUUUUGUUUCAUUGGAACCGAGUUCGACAAUGACCCAGCAGCAGUGCAGCUCAAGAGCCUCUUGCUGGACUAUUUCCGAGGGGAGGUGGCAGCAACAGUCGACCUGGCAGGCCUCGACAGAGUCUUUGUGUGCGCCGCUCAAAACGGCAAGGUCAGUAACGAGGUGUUCUGCAAUUGUUUGAAAUUGCGGCAUGGGGAUGAGAUCCGCAUCUGCCUCAAGCGAUCAGACAAUGGCACCAAGGUCCUAUUUCGCCACUGUGCCAUCCGUUUAAAGCGCUCAGGCACUAAGGUGCCUCGCGUGGUGCUCGUGCCCAUUGGACCGUCCAUUGAUUUUGAGAUCCGACGGACGAGAUUGCCUGGCGAGGAGCUGAGGAAGGAGGCGAUGCGGGCAGUGAAGCUUGGGCAGGAGAAGAAGGUGAGGAGGCUGGGGGAAGGGGAGUGGUUGGAGGGAAGUGGGAACGGGGGAACAUUGGAAUGGGCAUGGGUGCGUGGCAAGAUCAAGAACGUGAAGUCAGACAUAAUCAAGGGCAAGGUGGGGCGCAUCUACAUGCCGAAACAGGAGGUGGGGUCGAUGUCGCUCAUGAAGAUGAAGGGGCUCAAGCGGGAGCGCAGGGAGGCCGCUGCCACCAGGAAGAAGGCCAAGCAGGACGCCCCGGCCAAGGGGGGCGAGGGGAGGGGGGGAGAGGCGGCAGAUGGUGGUGCAGGUGCCGCUCAGGAGUAG
Molecule: messenger RNA, 1275 nt
Organism: Closterium sp. NIES-65
Lineage: Eukaryota; Viridiplantae; Streptophyta; Zygnematophyceae; Desmidiales; Closteriaceae
Source: the annotation of a GenBank genome assembly